AUGCCGGCCGCUGCGGCGAUGGUUUCGAUGUCGAGCGAACCGCCGUACUACGACGGACCGAAGAAAAGCUCCGGCAAAUUUCUGACCCACUUUGCGCGCCGCUUGCGCAUCGGCAAAGGUUCGAAAUCGAAGCCACCGGUCGGUGCGCACGGACUGAUUGAGAUGGACUCGGAGGAGGAUCGGCACGGGGGCGACACGGAGGAGAUUGUGAUACUGCGGCACGGUACCGCACCGGACGAGCUGCUCACCGGUGGCAGCUCCGGGGCGGAAUCGUCCACGAUGGUGCUGGUGGUGCCGGCGGCGGCCGUCGUCGCAGCGCCCCCGUUCAAGCGGGGCCAUUCGUUUCGCCAGAGCCUGAGCUAUCUGCUCAAGCGCACCCGGCCGAAGCUGACGGAGCGGUCCUGCACCAGCGACAGCGAUGUGGUGCACGAGCUGGACGAGGAUGCGGCCAACGUACGGACGGCCCGGCGGCCCGUGCUGGAUGCGUUCCUGCCGGAGCAACUGCCCGCCAAACGGCACAGCACCGGCGACAUCUUUAACGAGGAUCUGGACGCUAAUGCGUGUGCCCGGGUGGGACCCGGUGGACGGCAUCGGCGCGUCCACUCGGAUACGACGAGUUACGGACAGGCGGACAAGGCGAGUUCCAAGGCUGGACAACCCAAAUCCGCCAACAGUGUUGGGCUCGGGACGCGUCCACUACCACUGUCCUCCACGAUAGAACCGCUCAGCAGUGUGGAAACCCCCGGUGGGCAACCGGAGGGUGCGGCCCACCUGAAUGUACUCUCACGCAGUCCUAGUCAUUCGACGGCGAAGAGCGAUCCCAAAUCGCUCAAAUCGCUGUCUCCGUCGGCACGGUCGUCCACGAUACGCAGCUCUAGUCCACAUCCGCUGAAAUCGUUCAGCAGCACGCGGGACACCGUCGACAAGCCGGAAAAGCACCACAAAAAGAAGGAGGGUGGUAUGUCAUGGGAGCAGAAAAAGUUUGCCCAACAUUUCGCCCAGGUUCCGGACGAUGAGGUCGUGCUGGAUUAUUUUUCCUGCGCCCUCGUUGGAGACAUCCUGCUGCAGGGUUAUCUGUACAUUACGCAGAACUACUUCGCCUUCUACUCGAACGUGUUUGGAUAUGUAACGAAGUUGCUCAUCCCGACCGUUUCCGUGCUGGACAUAUCGCGUGAGAAGACGGCCUACAUGUUCCCGAAUGCGGUCGGCGUGAAGACGCGCGACGAUCGGCACGUGUUCGGCAGCUUCCUGAGCCGCGAAGCCGCCUACUAUCUGAUGUGCAGCGUGUGGGAAAGGGCAACGACGCCGCUGAGCGACUCGCUGGGAAGCAUCCAGCACACCCGGCUGGCACCGCUGCACGCGGAAGGUUCGGAAGGUUCGUUGGAUGAGGACAGCAGCUGCUACGAUGCUAACGAAAGCUCGUUCCACGGGAAGGACGAAAUGCCCGAUCUGCUCGAUUCGGGCGAUUCGCACGAGAAGCAGCUGAACGUGACCGAAGGUGGCGGUACGAACCAGUCGUCCGACGAUUCCACCGUGCUGCAGAAGCAAAAGAAACUUAAAAAGGAACUGCUGCUCAAAUCGCCCGCCAUCGUGAAAAGCCCGGCCCUUCUCAAGGUGGCGGUCGCGGCCGGCGCACUCGAUGGGCUGAAGGGUGACAAGACUUUACCGAUGCUGGCGGGCGGUUUGAUUGGUGAUGGUGGUAGCGGUGGUGCACGCGGUGUGUACGGUGACGGUGCCGGCCGUAGCAAACUGUCCCUUAUAAAGCAAAAGCUCCGGCACAUCCUUCCCUCCGAUUUUGGUAUUAUACACAUAGGAUUAAUAUUGGCUGUCCUGCUGGCUCUGUUUUCCUGCUUUCUGGCCUACAAGAUUCACGCAUUGCAGGCCCGUCUCGCCGCGCCACCCAUUCGAUUGGGUGACGAUACAGACUUUUAUCUCGAUGUGCUCCGGUGGCAGAAGCGUUUGCACAGCAAAAGCAAGGAGGAGGCUCAGAUCGUGCUAAACUCGAAUCUGGAGCAGAUCAUUAAGGUGCGCAAGAGCCUGGAAACGCUCUCACUGUUGAUCCAGGACUCGGCCACGGACGGUAGCGGAGCGGACGAACAGGGGCUGCUCGGUGCAAUGAUCGCGGACGGUGCCAGUAGCGUGCUGGAAGACAGUGGUAGUUUAAAUCAACAGUACUUCCACGAGGACGCUACAUAG
This is a messenger RNA of Anopheles marshallii, 2196 nucleotides long. Its product is annotated as GRAM domain-containing protein 2B-like. The coding region runs from base 1 to 2196 and encodes 731 amino acids. The transcript is spliced from 7 exons. Gene Ontology annotation, molecular function: sterol transfer activity; sterol binding. Gene Ontology annotation, biological process: intracellular sterol transport. Lineage: Eukaryota; Metazoa; Arthropoda; Insecta; Diptera; Culicidae. The record is from RefSeq and is a predicted model, not a curated record. Gene Ontology annotation, cellular component: endoplasmic reticulum-plasma membrane contact site; plasma membrane; endoplasmic reticulum membrane.